AUUUCUCAUAUCUUAGAGGGAAAUCCCUAAAAAGGAAGACAGGAAGGCGUUUUCGGAUAAUAUCGCCGGACGGUGAUCGGAAGAACGUACACCGGAGAGAGGGGGGACGUAAAUGGUUAUUGUUGGUGUUGCCAGGAAAACAGGGAAUUAAGGCAGCGUUUGUUUGGUAGAAGAAUAGAAGGAUUCAAGGAUGAAUGGGAAUAGUAACAUAAAUGGAUUUGGGAGCGCAGAGAGUGAGUACAUAAGGAGGCAUCACCGGCACGACCUAGCAGAGAAUCAGUGUAGCUCCGAUCUUGUCAAGCAUAUCAAAGCCCCUGUUCAUCUCGUUUGGUCUUUGGUAAGGAGAUUCGAUCAACCACAGAAGUAUAAGCCUUUUGUCAGCAGGUGUGUCACUCAGGGAAAUCUUGAGAUUGGGAGUCUUAGAGAAGUUGACGUCAAGUCUGGACUUCCUGCCACUACAAGUACUGAGAGAUUGGAGCUUCUUGAUGAUGAUGAGCAUAUCUUUAGUAUCAGGAUCAUUGGUGGGGAUCACAGACUAAGGAAUUAUUCUUCAACCAUAUCCCUUCAUCCAGAGAUAAUUGAUGGCAGACCAGGGACUUUGGUUAUUGAGUCAUUUGUGGUUGAUGUGCCUGAUGGUAACACGAAGGAUGAGACAUGCUAUUUUGUUGAAGCAUUGAUCAAGUGCAAUCUUAAAUCACUUGCUGAUAUCUCUGAGCAGCUUGCAGUGCAGGACCGAACUGAGCCCAUUGAUGGGCUCUGAAAGCUGAGACUGGAGUUGUGGUAGAAGCUUUGGUUGCCAUGGAUGAAGCUUCUGAGGCUUUCGUCUCCUGGAGGCUUUGGGGAUGGACUGGCAGUAACACUUUUACCUUCCAGUACACUUGUGCUCUUUAUCUGUAGUUCUGCUGUGUUUUCUGUAAAAUUAUAUAUUGCUCCUGUUCUUGGUAGCUGAAAGAACGACAGUGGUAUAAAGUCUCGUCCUUGUUCAUGGAUGGAGAGAGUGAACAAAUGAAAGACUAGGUAUUCUUCCAAUGUGAAUUCCAGGGCUUUGCCCUAAUGUGAUGGUAAGAGUAGAUUUUUAUCUAUACGGGUUUGUAUUCCAGUUAAACAUCGAUGUCAGAUGGUACAGCUGUAGGAUGCUAUGAUGUACUGUAGGCAAUAUUGUGAAAGCCGCUUGCUCAUUAGCACCUUGAA
Molecule: messenger RNA, 1191 nt
Organism: Tripterygium wilfordii
Lineage: Eukaryota; Viridiplantae; Streptophyta; Magnoliopsida; Celastrales; Celastraceae
Product: abscisic acid receptor PYL8-like
Exons: 3
Coding region: 191-760 (189 amino acids)
Biological process (GO): abscisic acid-activated signaling pathway
Cellular component (GO): cytoplasm; nucleus
Molecular function (GO): abscisic acid binding; signaling receptor activity; protein phosphatase inhibitor activity
Source: RefSeq, a predicted model, not a curated record